UUGAUCAUUUCUAUUGCUUCCUUAUCAUUAGUGGCUGCAGCAUUACUUACCGAUUAUUGGUCUGAAAGUAAGCCCAUCAAUAAGAACUUCAAUUUAGCGAAUAAUUAUGUCAAUUCAGGUCUUUUCAAAGGUAGUCGACAAUUAGAUUGGGGAUUAGAAUCACGUUAUAAGUCUUUAUCAGUAUAUGAAGAAUUACUUGACCGUGUAGAUUUCGUAUCCAAAGUUCCAUGGCUUUUUAUGAUAUUUUUUAUGGCCAUUGGAAUGUUAUGGAAUUUUGUGAGAGCAAUUGUAGCAUUAUUCAAUACCAUAGCAGCAGAAGUUGAAAAUGUUACUCAGUUUCUCGUUCUACUUUGUGACUACAGCACUUGCAUCAUUGCUAAUUCAUGCUUACUGGUUUACAUAAGCUCACCAAAUAAACCAACACGAUGUAAUUUUUCAUGGAAUGGUCCCUCCAACUUGACUUAUCCAUUUCUUUCGUUGCAUAUAGGUGAGAAAGUAAACGUCGCAUGCAGUUCUCAUGACUGGUCUUAUGGCAGUAGCUUAGAAAAUGAAGAAGGAUUUGGGAUAUUUCCGAAUAGUGCGGUAACUUUGUGCAAUGAAUCAACUCCAUCUAUAUCAAAAGAAGCCAUUGAGAUUGUCAAGGAACUCACUGAUGUUCUUCAAGAAUGGUGGCCUACAGUCAAAAAUACUUAUUGCAACCAAACAAGAAUGGAGUGCCAGGAUGAGGUGCUGGUAUAUAUGGAAGAUCUGAUGGUUAUGCGUAAAAAGAUACUUUCGGGUAAUGUUCCUAUUGAAGAACUGAAAGAAAUGAGAUUGGAACUAGCUAAGAAAAUCGACUUAGGUAACCAAUGGUUGGGUCUUGACAUGCUUAUAAGAGAUGAUAUGGGAAGAAAAAUGGAUAGUGAUACGAUAUCAGCAGUACAGAUGUACCGCGCUCAUGUGAAUGCUGCCAGCAGAAUUUUGAAUGACUCAAAACCAAGUGAUACACCUGGAGUAACUGCUUUUUCCCUUUUGAUCGAUGCGCUUUCUGCAACAGUUGACGUGAAAUCAGAUUGCGAAUUUACAUUAUCUUUAUAUGAUACCUCCGAAAAGAAGAUUAUAUCGGAAAACUUUAUAUUUCACUGGAGUUCUGCUACAAAUAAUUUAACAAAUUAUGCAAACAGGGCUUUAUUUCACGAUCUCGGAUCAAAAGAAUAUCCUUCGUCAUUAGCAGAUUCUCAUCGCUUACUGCUUUGUAUCAGAGUUGCUCGAAUAGCUCCAAUUGAACCCAUGUCUUCAACUCUAAAGAAACAUUUUGAUCCAGGUCCUCCUCAGCUCUGGCCCCGACAACCAUAUGCUGCUGCAGUUCUGGAUCUAUCGAAUGUUAUUCGUAGUUCUCAUGGUACUACAGAACAUAUUAUACCUUUGAAUCGUGAUGAUAGCUUAGAGCAGCUUGUAAUGAGAGCAAACACUGCGAGAACAAAUAAUUCUUUGAAAGUAGUUAAUGGAGACUUAUCUGCUUUUGGACGAGCCCAGUUAAUGAUCUCAACAGAAGUUCUCCUUGGUUCGCUUUUACAAGUAAAGAAAACGCAACCUCAAGUGUUUUCAAGUAAUCCACCUCUUGAAUUAAGAAAGCUGUCUUUCGCAGAUGUUAUUUUAGCAGAUGAUAUUCGAAAUGAUUUGUAUGUUACAUUGUUACAAGGAGAUUUGCAUGGUAAUAAAGGUUCAGACAAAAAUAUUGAAGCAAGAAUAACAGUAGUUGAUACAACUGGAAUCGUUAAAAACAGUAUCGUUAUGAUUACUGCAGAGGGAGUGCACUGGAACACUACAUAUCAGAGUUUAGUUUUUUAUCAUGAUGAUAAACCAAAGUGGAAUGAAACUGUGAAAAUACAAAUCCCAGAAAACAUUGAUCAAAAUAUUCAUCUUCGGAUAACUUUCUAUCAUAAAAAGUGCUUCGAUAGAGCGAAGCAAGAAAAAGGACCGUUUGCAUUAGCAUUUGCUCGUAUAAUGGAAGGUGCAACUUUGAUCAAGGAUGGCUUGCAUGAAUUACUCGUUUAUAAGAUCGAAACAGGACGUUUUGAUGAUAAUGAUACCAGUUAUACUCGCUUGCCUGCUACACGAAGCGAACUUAAAGCUUCUCAAUCUCAGUUAAGGCCUCAAACAACUACUUUUGUUCAUGGGGAGAAAAAUUUUCUUACUAUCGAAACUGUAACUUGUUCUACUACGCUUACCCACAACAAAAGCCUUUUAGAUAUACUUAGAUGGAAGCAAAAUAGAAGUAAUCUCAAAGAAAGACUGGAAGAAAUUUCACGACCAAGAGGCUUAGCAGUCGGUGAGGAAUUGGUGAAGUUCAUUCCUAAUUUUUGCGAUGCGCUUUUCGAAAUUUUGGAUCAUUAUCCUGACUACGACAGCUUAGUGUUUGAUGCUUUGGUUUCUUUGAUACAGCUUGUCAGUGAAGAGCGUUAUAAAAACUUCCGUCCAGUCCUUGAAAAAUAUGUCGAGAACUUUCAUUCAACUGUGGCGUUUGUGUAUUUAUUGAAGUUUAUUGAUAAAAUUUGGAAUUUAGAACUGUCAAAACUGUCAUAUAUGUAUAUGGCAUCUAAGAAAACAUUUUUGUUUAGAAAAUUGCUACCAGUUCUUCGUGAACGGAUCGAAAAUGCUGAAGACACGCACGAAAGAUCGUUGAAUACCAUGAAAAGUCUUGGCACUCUUAUUAAAUUGAUUGUUAGAUCAAAGUUAUGCAGUGACAGACUGGGUAUAACUUCUAAUAAUUUCCGACACUUAAUCGAUGAACUUUUGGAAGCGUUUGUUACUUUUAUGCAAAAUAAGCGCGUACGGAUGACUUGCCAAAACAUGGCUUUAAAACACAUACCAGCGAUCAUUCCUCAUCUUAUUUUCUGUGGUGUUUAUGAUAGUGAUAGUCUCACAAAUUUUUUGGUGAAGUUAAUGGAUCAUCUUGGUGAAAACAUCAGUUCAAGAUGCCGCUUGAAUUUUUUGAAGGAUAUAGUGCAGACAGAACACUUUAUUGAAGAAGAAAAUCGGAAGAAAUUGCUUCCAAAAAUCAUCGAAAAAGUUGUUGAGGAGCUUGAAACCUCUGAUUUUCUGCAUCUACAGGAUGUUGCGUCUGAUUAUUCGAAAGUAGAGGAAUGUAUAUCUGCAAGUGCUGACAUCAUGUUUCACAUCAUUGAACGUCUUUUUUGUUCUGCGGAAUCCAUUUAUGAACAGGGAAGUGAAGAAGAACUGUUCCUCAUCGUAUCAAAAUCAUUUCGCACUAUAGUACAAACAACCAUAGUUUUAAUCACUGCAAAAUAUUCUGCUUGCGUGUUCUGUGCUCUUACAAUUGCAAUUCUUAGCAAAUUGUCGGCACAAAUGUACAAAAAUUAUCUAGAAAGUCAUUCUACUCAUAUUGAUAAGCAUGAUUUGCUGAUGGAGCUUGUUCAUCUUUUUCGUGAUCUCAUCAACAAGUCACCGUUUCCAAGCUCCUGGUUUCAAAUGAUAUUGUUGCAAGACAGGCAAGUUGUAGUUUACUCUGCAUUAUUAUUAAGUUCUUAUAGAAAUUACGUGCAGUGUUUAGUUGCAAAAAUAUCCUUUAAUUUGUUCAGAGUAAUUUUAAAAACGAUGAAAUUCAUCAUGUCUACAGUAAUAAAACACUUCCACGACGAUCAGUUUGAUGCUGAACUGUGGCGAGAAUAUAUGUUAACGAUGGUUGCGCUUUGUACACAAAGAGCUUUGCAGCUAGGUUCGCAAACAAUCAGUGAGCGACGGUCACGACUUCUCUCUUCUCAACCAGAUUUACGAAGGAUAGCGGUUGCUGAUUUACGCUCCAUGUGGUUCCGUUUGUCAAUGGCACAGAAAAUUCUGUAUGUACCAUCUAUGAUUGGUGCCUAUCUUCGAGUUGCUCUUGUCGAUGAUGACGUUGUACGCGAGACUAUUGUGCCAAUAUUUUUCGAUAUGCUUCAGUGUGAAUUUCAUGCAUCGCCUCUGCGUAAUUUCUCCAAAUUUGCAAACGAAACGAUUAUGCAGCUUGAUUGCUUAGUUGAUGAAGAUCGUGGUGGAGAAAAAUUCAGAACACAGCUUAGGAACAUAAUGAUGGAUAUGUGUCGUUCAGAUAUUGAUUUGGUUACAGAAGGUUGUAAAUUUGUGGCUUUAGUUGAUACUCUACUACAGCAUCUCUUUGAAUAUCGUGAGGUGCGAACUAAUGGUUAUUGCAUAGAAAAUGGAAUGGACCGAACUGUUGAACUACUGAAGUUUUACAAACUCAUUGGUCAACCGGAUUUAUAUGUCAAUUAUGUUUAUAAGCUUUAUGAUCUACACAUGCUGAGCAACAACAAAAUUGAGGCAGCCUUCACUCUUCUUAAGCAUGCUGAAACAUUGUCAUGGGCCGAAAGUGAUCUACCGGUUGCUCUUGUAGACGCUCAUUUAAAUCGUCAAUGUGCCACACAACGUCAGCUGAAAGAAGUUCUUUAUAAUGAAGCAGCAAAUCUUUUUGAUGAGAAAGAACUAUGGGAAGAAUCUAUUAGUAUUUUGAAAGAACUGACGUUUCAGUAUGAAAAAUACUUUGAGUAUGAGAAAUUGCCAAGCCUUCUUCAACGCCUUGCUGAACUAUAUCAUAAAGUGAGCACACAGGGACGAGUAGCUUGUACAUAUUUCUUUGUUGGAUUUUAUGGUCUCAGUUUUCCAAGCUAUUUAAAUGACCGGCAGUUUAUUUACCGAGGAAAUGAAUGUGAAGCUAUUGUUAGUUUUCGUCAUCGAAUGCUGUCAACUUUUCCUGGUUCUCAGCUUAUUAAUACGAUGGAUGAUUGUUCACAACUUUCAAAACGUGAUGGCAAAUUUUUGCAAAUUUUCCCUGUAAAACCGAUUUUUGAAAGCAAUUGGGAAAGGAAGUGUAGCAAUCGUUUGAUUCGAUGGUAUUUCAAAAAUAAUAGAGUACGAAAUUUCGAGUUUUGUAAGGGUGAGAUUCGGAAAGAAACAAAGUGGACUUUAUUAGAAGAUAAUGAAAUAAUGCGAUCAUGGGUGAUUCGACGAUCAGUUUCGAUCGAGGAACAAUUACCUAACAUUUUGCGGUGGUCACAAAUAACUGCUUUUUCAGAUCCAAUUGAGUGUUCUCCAUUGAUGGAGGCCGUUACUACAAUGCGAAAAAAUAAUGAGGAAAUGGAAGAAAUGGCACACGUAGUUCUUUCCACUCCGUUGGAAUCUGUUGUUCCAUUAGGUGGUAAAAUUCGAGGCAUUGUGCAGGCAUUUGUUCAAGGAGGAAUCAGAAAUUACAAAAUAUUUUUCUCUGAUCGGUGUGCUGCAGUUUUGACAUCCGAGGAAUCUGAGCUUGUAAAAAAUCUGAAAAUGUUGAUUAGGAAUCAGGUACCAAUUUUGGAAUUUUGUCUGUACGCUCAUGCAUCAAGAAACCAUCAAGUAAAUGCUCAGUUUCACGAGUCACUUGUGACUUCGUUUUAUGAGUAUAAGGCGAAUAUUGAAAAACAAUUUGGAAGAGUGGCGUCACAACUUCCACCGAAUUGUUCUAUUCAUCUUGUACAACAACGAGAAGAUCGGCGAACUAGUAGUUUUGAAACUUCUAGUACUCCAUCUGUUAUGAGCGUAUUCAAAAGAGGUGGCGCUACUAAAAGUGGAAGAACAACUCCCAGGAAAUCAAGUGGUCUAAGAUCUGAUCUGAAAAAUGCAUUUGAAAAUGGAAUCGCGAAACGAAUUUCGUCGUCAUCAGACCGUAGCUUUGACAACAUGUCUAACGAAAAUAGCUCAACUGCUAGGUCCACUGUAGACUUCUCUCGUUUUGAGCAUUCCCUCAAAUCUAUUUCUACGUCAUCUUUGCAAAUGACGGAGGGUGAUGCUACACUAAAGUCGGUAAAGUCAAUUGAGAGAUCUGCUGAUGUGCAAGUAACGCCGCCUCCAUUACCCCCUCGACAUGCAAAAGCACCCUUACCGAUGUUCUUGUAA
Thelazia callipaeda (thelaziosis nematode) is the source of this 5925-nucleotide messenger RNA. The record is from the annotation of a GenBank genome assembly. NCBI's taxonomy places the organism in Eukaryota, Metazoa, Nematoda, Chromadorea, Rhabditida, Thelaziidae.